This is a messenger RNA of Salarias fasciatus (jewelled blenny), 634 nucleotides long. RefSeq names its product transcription factor BTF3 homolog 4-like. The coding region runs from base 38 to 502 and encodes 154 amino acids. The record is from RefSeq and is a predicted model, not a curated record. The transcript is spliced from 5 exons. Lineage: Eukaryota; Metazoa; Chordata; Actinopteri; Blenniiformes; Blenniidae.
UCUGUUCACGUGGAGUCAUAGGGAUGAUGGCAGCACCAUGUGGGAUUAUUGGCACGCUCUGUGUUUCACACAGCACCUUAACUUUGCUCUUGUAGGUACAGACAUGAAUCAAGAAAAACUGGCCAAACUCCAGGCUGAGGUGCGGAUUGGAGGCAAGGGCUCAGCACGCAGAAAGAAGAAGGUGGUGCACAGAACAGCUGGCGAAAAAAAAAUUCAUACCUUUCUCAAAAAGAGUGGUGUCAGUGAAAUCACUGGCAUUGAGGAGGUGAACAUGUUCAAUGAUGAUGGCACUGUAAUUCACUUCAACUACCCCAGAGUUCAGGCCUCUGCGGCCUCUAAAGUAUUCGCCAUCACGGGCCACGCUGAGCUUCAGCAGAUGAUUGAGAUACUCCCGGGCAUCUUCGCUCAGCUGAGGCCCACUGCCCCCACCAGAGAGUGCAGACCAGAAGACGAGGGUGCAGCUCUGGACAGCACGGUUCCAAAGACAGAAGAUAUCGAGUAGGAGGUCAUCAAUUUCCCAGAUAUGGAGGAGAGUUUUGAUUAUACCUCAGAGAAUGAGGCGAUCUAAACAUACGAGUUUCAUAUGGACCGGACUGCAAUGGAGUCAGAACCUGAAGCAAGCAACGUUUGAAAG